AGCGGAUCUUCCAUUUACAAUCGGCGUUCUUUGAAAAAAUAACUCCAAAGCUUGGCUAUAGUAGAAUUAGACCAAUGCAAACCUCCAAGAAGAAUUUUAGUAAAGAAAUGUUGUUUUAUUUUAUUCUGUAGUAAAACACGUGAAACUCUCAGUAUAAAUAGACUACCACGUUCUUCUGCAGCCCAGUUAGUGGCCAGUUGCAAGGUUAGGAUGGGUCCGCUGAACGGCAGUGACUUAGUGGAUGCUGAAGACGCACCGAGAGAUGAGGGUCUGGCCAAAGUGGAGAUCGCGCUGCUCAGCGUCAUCUUCGUCAGCGCCGCCGUCCUCAACACCUCCCUUCUACUGGUCCUCUGGAGACAGCGCAAGCAGAUGUCCAGGAUGCGCGUGUUCGUGUUUCACCUGUGCCUGGCGGAUCUGGUGGUCGCGUUCUUCCAGGUGUGCCCGCAGCUCAUGUGGGACGUCACGGACCGGUUCGUCGGACCGGACCUGGUGUGCCGCCUGGUGAAGUACCUGCAAGUGUUCGGCAUGUUCGCGUCGACCUACAUGAUCGUGGUGAUGACAGUUGACCGAUAUCAAGCCGUGUGCAACCCCAUGGUGAGGUUUCAGAAGACACGCACGAGACUGAACAUCCCCGUGUGCGUGGCGUGGGGAGUUUCUCUGCUCGGCAGUCUGCCACAGAUUUUCAUUUUUUCCCAGGUCGAAGUCGCACCCGGUGUAUUUGACUGCUGGGCCAAGUUUAUCCAGCCAUGGGGCCUGCAGACCUACAUAACAUGGACCACCCUGGUCAUUUUUGUUUUGCCCGUUGUCACAGUCGUUGUUUGCCAGGUGCGCAUCUGUCGAGCCAUCCAGAUUAACCUGUACCAAAAGACCCAGCAGAGCGGCAGCGUGGGUGUCCCACUGCCGCCCAGGGCCAGCGGCGUCGUGGGAAUGUCCAAGGCCAGGGUCAAGACGCUGAAGAUGACCGUCGUCAUCGUGCUGGCCUAUAUUGUUUGCUGGGCUCCUUUCUUCAUCGUCCAGCUUUGGUCCGCCUGGGACUCACAUGCGCCAAAGGAAACUGCGACUUUCACCAUCCUGAUGUUACUGGCCAGUCUAAACAGCUGCGCCAACCCCUGCAUUUAUCUACUGUUCUGCAGCCAGUUUCCCAAAAGGCUGGCGAUGCUGCUGUGCCAGCGGCAGCUGGACUGUAAAGAGUCAAUGCACGAAGACGCGACGCUGGUCAGUACUUUAUACAUGAGUUUCAAACACGUGUCAGACUCUAAAUAAAGCGUUAUUCUCCGCUAACUGCCUGUAGGGUGCGUCUCAUCGAGCUGUUUCUGAGCUCUCUGCAUUUGUUCCUGCUGAAAGUACGAAAUGCCGAGCAAACAUUGUGUCUUUUUGGGUCUUUGACGCACAAAGAUUUGAGUGUCAUACAAAGGAAAGCGUGUCUUGUCAUGAGUUAAAUUGACACAAAUGUCUGUGGACUACACAUAUUCUAUAGUCCACAUUAUAGACAAACCUUCAGUUACUUUUCUUUUUUUCAGCCUGUGUAAGAACAUGAACACAACUUAACAAAAUCAUGUAUGUAAAUAAGCCAGAAUGUGUUGAAUAUCGAGAUUUCUCUGCUGUGGCGACAACCUUGCACACUUGUCAUUCUCUCAGUCGGCCUCUUGAGGCCCUCAACUCCAUUCGUUUUGCAGCAAUCCCGACUGAGUUCCCAGAGGUGUUAACGCUUUGUUGGCUGCUUUCCUUUCAUUCCCGAGGCUUACUCAUCCAAAACCAUCUCAAAUCAGUCCAGAUUGGGCGAUUGUGGAGGCUCUGCCAUCUGAUGUGGCACUCCAUCGCUCUGUCUGGACGAUAGUGAUAGCUCUAUGAUCAGCUGGAGGUGUGUUUGGGGUCAAUACCCUGGUGGAAAGCAAACAAUGAUUCUACUAAGUGCAAACCAAAAGGAAAGGAUGUCAGCUGUGAACACUGGUAGCGAAGUUAUCUGUGAACUGAAAACCAUUGAAGGUGACUUCUUGGUUAUUACUAUGAGAGACUGCAAAAGCUAUGAAAUAUAAUAAAAUAAUAAAAUACAAAACAUAUUCUGGGUUAACAUGUUCCACUUCCAAAUUUGUUCUGUUAUGAUUUCCGCAUCUUCAGCAAUUGUGUCCAAACCUUUAGACCAGUAUAACAUGAUUUGGGUGUGGCCGUGACUUAGUUGGUGCAAUCCAACGGUCCAUGAACCUCAGGGAUGGACCUGUCAAGACUCUGAACCCUGAAACCGUGGCUGAAACCUUCAGAUGUAGCAUUAAUGAAGCAUCUAUUUAUAAAUGAUCAUGUUUACUUUAAAAAUGAAAUAACAAAAAUGUGUACUACAUUUGUCACAUCUAUAAAUAGAACAAGUGCUGUGUAUCUGAAUUAUUGUAUUUAUGUCAUAGCUUAUAAAGUGUGGAAUAAAGUCACAUACAAUAUUUUUACAUUCUACUUGUGCUUAAUAAACAAAUGAUGUCACCUUCACUCUGUAUGUUCAAUAGAUGUGUUCAAUGAAGACACAAAGUUCAUGCCAAAAAUGAAAUGCAUAGUACACUCACUAUACUUACUUUAAUUUCUAUAUAAGACUUUCAAUCUCCUUACACAGUUAAUGUAACG
Molecule: messenger RNA, 2607 nt
Organism: Betta splendens (Siamese fighting fish)
Lineage: Eukaryota; Metazoa; Chordata; Actinopteri; Anabantiformes; Osphronemidae
Product: vasopressin V2 receptor-like
Exons: 2
Coding region: 211-1263 (350 amino acids)
Biological process (GO): positive regulation of vasoconstriction; G protein-coupled receptor signaling pathway; regulation of systemic arterial blood pressure by vasopressin
Cellular component (GO): membrane
Molecular function (GO): peptide binding; vasopressin receptor activity
Source: RefSeq, a predicted model, not a curated record